ACUGUUGUCAAAAGCGUUCGUAAGUGCUAAUUAAAAAUAUGCACCAUCGUAACGAUUAACUAUGGGUAUAGAAAACAACUGGUCAAUUAUAUGAUACUGUGUAGUAUAUCAAUGAAAAAUGAAUCAUAUUAUGGUCUUGGGAACAGAUAAAAUUUUUAUGACUGGAAAUAAAACGAAGAAAAUUGUUGUAAAACUGACGUCAUUUUUGUGAUAACAUAACCUCAAGGAUUCUAUGGAAAAUUUAUUGAAUCAUAGAAGAUACCUAUUGUACCCAUAAUAAACAAUCAAUUGUAUAAAAAUAUAAUUAUGGCAGUAUCUCAUGUAUUUCGUAAUUAUUUAUCUAAAUUUAAUAUAACAACAACAAGAUUCUUCAGUAGAAUCAGCUCUAAAGGAAUUCAGAAACAAUGUCCAUCUUUUCUUUAUAUAUUAGGUGGAUCUACCACAUUAAUUUUUGCUUACAAGAUAAAGUCAAAUCAGACAGUGUAUGCGGCUCAACCUAAAAAUGAGGAAGAUGUAAAGGCGGUGAAAUUAACAUCUAGAGAAAAACGCUUUAUUAGAUUUGCUUCUGUUGAGUAUGAUGGUCAGUUAUAUAUGACACCCCAAGAUUUUCUCGAAUCAGUAGUUGAAGCUGAACCACGGCCUCGGUUGAAACGAAAAGUUUUAAAUCAAAAAGAGCUGGAAAAAAUUCGAGAAGCCACACCUUCCCUAAGUCAAGGGUCACCAAGAUUGUUUAGAAGCCUAAGAGAUAAAGGUAUUAUUUCAUAUACUGAGUACCUGUUUCUUCUGUCGAUAUUAACAAAACCAGAAUCUGGAUUUAAAAUUGCCUUUAAUAUGUUUGAUACAGAUGGUAAUCAGAGAGUUGACAAAAAUGAGUUUUUAGUGAUGGAGAAAAUCUUCAGCCAUGCUUGGAAAGGUAGGAGGGGUAUGACUAAUGAAAAUGAAGACGUGGCUACUAUACAAGAACAGUAUGUUGAUGAUGAGCAAGGACUUCAGAGAAAACAUAUCGUUGAUACCACACUUAUAGUUCACUUUUUCGGACCUAAGGGCAACAGCGACCUCAAUUUUGAAAGUUUCAAGAAAUUCAUGUUACAUUUACAAACGGAAGUACUUGAACUAGAAUUCAAUGAGUUUUCCAAGGGUCUUUCUACAAUUUCUGAGGUAGAUUUUGCAAAAAUAUUGUUGAGAUAUACAUAUUUAGACACCGACGAAUAUGAUAUGUAUCUGGAUAGACUACUAGAUAGAAUAAAAGACACAAAGGGGAUUACGUUUGAAGAAUUUCAUGUAUUUUGUCAGUUCUUGAAUAAUUUGGAAGAUUUUACGAUUGCUAUGAGAAUGUAUACACUAGCAGACCAUCCCAUAUCUAAAGACGAAUUUCACAGAGCCGUUAAAAUAUGCACAGGAACUAACUUGACUCAACAUAUAGUUCACACAGUGUUUGCCAUAUUUGAUGAUGAUGGUGAUGGACUUCUGAGCUAUAGAGAAUUUAUUGCCAUAAUGAAAGAUAGAUUGCAUAGAGGGUUCAAAUCUUAUGCCAAGAAUGAAGGUUGGGAAGCUUUCAAAUCAUGUAUCAAACAAGAAAUGAAAUCGCCUGUCUAAAACUAUUUGACAAUUACCAAAAAUUUUUGCAAAUGUGAACUAACAAUUUUUUUAAUUAUAUAAUGGAUUUAAAUCUC
This is a messenger RNA of Diorhabda carinulata, 1673 nucleotides long. It is a transcript of the gene MICU3, whose product is annotated as calcium uptake protein 3, mitochondrial. Lineage: Eukaryota; Metazoa; Arthropoda; Insecta; Coleoptera; Chrysomelidae. The coding region runs from base 307 to 1596 and encodes 429 amino acids. The transcript has 8 exons. Gene Ontology annotation, molecular function: calcium ion binding. The record is from RefSeq and is a predicted model, not a curated record. Gene Ontology annotation, biological process: calcium import into the mitochondrion; mitochondrial calcium ion homeostasis. Gene Ontology annotation, cellular component: uniplex complex.